AUGACGAAACGGAUGUUACCAUAUAAACAAGAGUUUUUAGGAUUAGGAUUUAUUGAAGUAAAAGAUCGCUCUGGUGUUUCGCGUCCACAAUGCGUGGUCUGUAUGCAACUUCUUUCAAAUGAAUCGCUGAAACUCAACAAAUUAAAGAGACAUCUUGAGAAAGUCCAUCCAACUUAUGUAAAUAAACCAAUUGCCUUUUGGAAAGAAAAAGAAACACAAGCAAAGCGUAUGAAACUUGAUGCACCAUCAAGUUCGGCAACAGUUUCGUUAGAAAAAAUUACCUUUGCUUCUUUUCAAGUAGCUUUAAAAGUUGCUCAAUGUAAAAAACCCCAUAGUAUUGCUGAAGAGUUGAUUAAACCAGCCGCGAUAGCCAUGGCGAGAACUGUCUGUGGAGAUGAAAUAGCUAAGAAGCUGGAAAUGGUGCCAAUUUCAAACGAUACCGUAAAAAAGAGAAUAGAUUUAAUGUCAUUAGAUAUUUUAGAACAGUUAAUAACAGAUCUUAAAACAGCAAUAAAAUUUUCUAUUCAAAUCGACGAAUCAGUAGAUAUUGAAGACUUUCCACAGUUGUUAGUUUAUGUAAGAUACAGAACUCCUCAAAAUUUUAAUGAAGAAUUUCUUUUUUGUGAAAAGCUCUCUGUAACUUCAACUGGAGCUGACAUCUUUUUUCUAGUUGACAACUUUUUUGAGACUCACCAAUUGCAGUGGCGAAAUUGUGUAGCAGUCUGUACGGAUGGAGCACCAGCAAUGAUAGGUACUCGCUUAGGCUUUUGUGCCAAAGUCAAGGAAAGAAAUCCAGAGGUUGUUACAAUACACUGCUUUUUACAUAGAGAGAACUUGGCUACACGGGAUAUGCAGCCAGAUCUGCACCGGGUAUUACAGGACGUAAUCAAAAUUAUAAACUUUAUAAAGGGACGCGCUUUAAACUCCCGGAUAUUUCGUUUGAUGUGCGAAGAAAUGGGUUCAACUCACCAGCAUUUAUUGUACCAUUCAGAUAUCAGAUGGUUAUCCCGCGGAAGAAUUUUAGCCAGAGUUAUUUCUCUUAAAACAGAAAUAGAAACAUUUUUAACAAAUAAAAAACAUGAAUGUGCAGAUCUUUUCACUGACAAUAAGUGGAUAGCCAAAUUGGCAUAUUUGAGCGAUAUCUUCCAUCACUUAAAUCAGUUAAACACGGAAAUGCAAGGUCAAAACCGCACCGUAGUGGACAUAUAUGAGAAAAUUACUGUUUUUAAAAAUAAAAUAAAACUUUGGCAAGAAAAAAUUGCAAAUCGUCAAUUAGCAGCGUUUGCUACAUUAAAUCUGUUUUUAGAAGAUCUUAAUGACAACAAUAUUUUUGUAGAGACCAUGCCUAUCUUUUUAGAACAUUUGAGACAUCUUGAAAAUGAAAUGGCAAGAUAUAUUCCACAAAAUGUCGAUAUCGAGAAAUACAGUUGGGUAAGAAAUCCAUUUGAAGUAGAUGUAAUGGCGGUUGAAAAUCAUACGGCUGGAUUACAAGAAGAAUUGCUUGAAUUGCAGGGUGAUAGAAUUUUAAAAGAAAGAUUUGCCACAAUGAGUCUCACAAAAUUUUGGGCAGAAUUAUCUGGGAAGUCUAUUCUCAGCAAUGAAGCUGAAAAAGCUCUGCUACCAUUUCCAAGUACAUUUCUGUGUGAAGCAGGAUUUUCGUGCCUUGCUGUUUUAAAAACCAAAUAUAGAAAUAGACUGGAUCCUCAGCAUGACAUGCGGUGUGCACUUUCAAUAAAUUUAACUCCGCGUAUAAAUCAACUUUGUUUGAAAGUACAGCAUCAGGGUAGUCACUAA
Molecule: messenger RNA, 1794 nt
Organism: Diatraea saccharalis (sugarcane borer)
Lineage: Eukaryota; Metazoa; Arthropoda; Insecta; Lepidoptera; Crambidae
Source: the annotation of a GenBank genome assembly